AUGCGUACCUCCAUCGCCGCAGCCGUGUGCCCUUUCAUGGGUCUGGUCUUCUGCACCGCUCAACCCUUCAACAACAUAACUUCCAAAGCCACAAACAACACCUCGACCACAUCCUGCAUCUCCCCCGCCGAUGCCAUCCUAAUCGCCAACGGCUUCGGUCAAAUCCUCUCGAACUUUACCACUUCUUGGGGUGAUGUCUUGAUUGCAGAUGACUAUAUCGAUCAAAGUGACAGUGUGGCUACAUUGAUGCAUUCGCCAAAUGUACUUGCUUCCGAUUUGGGCAAAACAACCUUUUCCUCAAAAGCCUCCUUUUUAGCCGGUGAAGCAGCUCAACCAGGUGUCCCCUUUUCGUUGCUCAACACAUGGUCUUCCUGCGAUGCUGUCACAUUCCGCUAUGUUCUUUCUCCUCCGGGCUUGGACGUUCAAGGUAUUGCUGUUGCAGAAGUCGUAGAGGUGGCGAAGAAUGAGACUGGCAAGGGUGUUGGUGAGGGAAGUCAGAAGUGGCAGAUCAAGACUUUUUAUGGAGAGUUUAACUCGGCGGUCUGGUUGACUGAUUUGAAGGACGGGAUUGUGGGGUGCGAUGUUAGUGGUAAUGUCACUGUUGCUGGAAACGAGACUGUUGUUUGA
This is a messenger RNA of Aureobasidium subglaciale EXF-2481, 627 nucleotides long. RefSeq lists its product as uncharacterized. NCBI's taxonomy places the organism in Eukaryota, Fungi, Ascomycota, Dothideomycetes, Dothideales, Saccotheciaceae. Bases 1 to 627 code for a protein of 208 amino acids. The transcript has 2 exons. The record is from RefSeq and is a predicted model, not a curated record.